AUGGGGCAGGAAAGUAAUAAACUGAACGCGAAAAAAACCCAGGGAUUAAACGUCACUGGUAAUGGAACCACUAGCGGGGCUAGCGGACCUGGUAAUGGAACCACUAGCGGGACUAGCGGACCUGGUAAUGGAACCACUAGCGGGACUAGCGGACCUGGUAAUGGAACAACUAGCGGGACUAGCGGACCUGGUAAUGGAACCACUAUCGGGAAUAGCGGACCUGGUAAUGGAACCACUAGCGGGACUAGCAGACCUGGUAAUGGAACCACUAGCGGGACUAGCGGACCUGGUAAUAGAGCCACUAGCGGGACUUGCGGACCUGUGCUGGUAAUGGAACCACUAGCGGGACUAGCGGACCUGGUAAUGGAACCACUAGCGGGACUAGCGGACCUGGUAAUAGAGCCACUAGCGGGACUAGCGGACCUGUGCUGGUAA
Molecule: messenger RNA, 435 nt
Organism: Asterias rubens (European starfish)
Lineage: Eukaryota; Metazoa; Echinodermata; Asteroidea; Forcipulatida; Asteriidae
Product: jacalin-related lectin 34-like
Exons: 1
Coding region: 1-435 (144 amino acids)
Source: RefSeq, a predicted model, not a curated record